Molecule: messenger RNA, 2307 nt
Organism: Laetiporus sulphureus 93-53
Lineage: Eukaryota; Fungi; Basidiomycota; Agaricomycetes; Polyporales; Laetiporaceae
Exons: 4
Coding region: 256-2130 (624 amino acids)
Molecular function (GO): protein binding
Source: RefSeq, a predicted model, not a curated record
CGAACGUCUGUAGCAAGCGCGAACAUGCACGCAUCGUGAGUUCGGAGCUAUCAGAUUUGCCCCUGAUUGGUUGGUAGUGUGAGAUCGCAUCAGGCCCGCGUAUACAUGUUUGUGGACGAGACAACCUUCGGCUAACCAGCUAGUCCUUCCACGGCUGUCAAUGUUCCCGAACGAGGAGAAUCAUGCGCGGUGUUGGAAAUGGUGGAAGCUUGCGGCAUUCCAUGACAUCUCCAUGCAAUGGAGUAAAUCCCAGGCAUGGGAGAGGGGCAGCUACUUCAACAUGUUAUGAACGCGGCCAUGUUGAGCGCACGCUCUUCCAGACUCCUCCCCACUUUCCAAGACCAAUACAUACCGCCGUUCAACCGGCUUGGUACUAGAGACGCUAGUGCCACAUUAAGAGUACUGGCUUCAACGCGAGUCCUUGAGAACAUAUUCCUUGUACAUAGGGGCUGUGUCUGCGACUCUGAAAAUCUGAGUGGCCUCAGUGUAUUCGAUCAUCUUCACGUUCAAUAUAUAAUGAUUAUUCAUCAUCAUCGAGUUAAUGCGGUCGCUCCGUCGCCACCGCUCGCGUCCAUUGGGUCCUCAAGCGAUGGCGAACCCGGUCCCUUCCUUCCAGCUUCAAGCGUACUGCACCAUACACCACCAACGCUCCCGUACUCUAUCGCUGACUCGCAUCUCUAUCGUUCUGCACGUUUAGCGUGGAAUUCCCGCAGGCCGAUAAACUGUAUACCCAUCGAGCUGCUGAUACAUACAUUCGCCCAUCACAGGGACACUGUUGGUCCUUUGUCGUGGGUAUUGGUGUCUCACGUCUGCCACCAUUGGCGAGAGGUGGCCAUAUCCACACCCCUUCUCUGGACUUCCGUGCCUGUGGACAAGGGGCCGCGCGUCUCCGAUAUCUGGUUGCAGCGUUCCCAUGACUCUCCGAUGGAUAUCGUCUAUCGAGGCAGAAUCAAGAAUGUGCAGAUUUUUGCCGACACUAUCCGUCCCCAUAUACAUCGACUUCGUACCUUGCAUCUCGGAACCUUAUCGCAACCAUUUGCGCAUGCAAUGAUGUCGAUGUUGCCGGAAUCUACUUCUGUACUCGAGCAUCUGCGCUUGCAUGUGCUGCCGUACGUUACCACAGCAGGGUCUACUCUGGAUUUCAGCAUUGAUCAGUUUCCCGGAUUGCGCACCCUCUCACUCAGAGAGGUAUCCUUGCGUAGCAGCCUCCAGAUGGUGUACGGAUUGACCGAGGUGGAUUUGUCCGAAACUCUUGCUGGUCGUCCGGACUCGAUGGAAGCCCUCCUCGACAUCUUGCGUCGAUGCUCUCACCUUGUUUCUCUUACGAUCAGUGAACGUCGUAGUAUCACUGGGAAGACCACGGAUGCCAGACUGGGACCGGGCACCAUAGUCCUACCAAAGCUGCAACGUCUCACGUUGCUCGCACAUUCGUUCCUCAUUCGUACGCUGUUGGGAUCCAUUACCGCACCAGCCGGUUCCAGCUUGAAUAUCAAAUGCAUUGCGGGCAAUGUCUCGAGUCCACCCAUUUCCUCCAUCGUUCCAAAUGACAGCGCUCGCUUACCGAUGUUGGACAACGUUCGUACUCUGUUCCUAUUCAUCGACUCGAAUAUCUUCAAAAUGCAGGCAUGGAAUGCCGCGAUGCCCUCAUCUAACAUACAACUUUCGAUGGAGAUCGAGUGCGAUCCUCCGGUCGAUAUGUCGUACCUAUUUCCUGCCGCGCUCUGCGACCUCACGCAAAUGUUCGCGUCGUCCCCCGUGACGGGGAUGCAUAUUUACGGAGACAGGCGCUUCAUGUCGGAACGGUCAUGGCGGGAAUCUCUCCUGUCGCUACCCUCAUUGGAGAGUCUCGAGGUGGGGUCACGCGGCGAGGUUGCAUCACUCUUCGAAGCUCUGCGAAACUUUAACCCGCAAACAACAAAGAGCAUCUCCCCGAAGUUGAGAAAGCUUUCGAUAACUGGCGUCGAUUUGGACGAAGGAACCAUAGCUUCCAUCAUUGCUACUCUUGAAGACCGUGAAUCGAAGAGAAGGCUGGAUAUAUUGGCUCUCAGAGGUCGCAAUGGGAGUAGACAGUUGGACAGCUACACUGCGCAUCUACUCUCCACAAAAGUAAGGAAGUUCUUGUACCGAUGAGGCUCGCGUCGCCUAGGCGCAUUCGACGAGGCCGGGGAUGCGCUACAGUUAUAGAGAUUCUGUCCGAUACACUGUCCGAUCGGUAUCUGCUUUAUAUCCCAAAAUGUUCAAGUCGUCCAUGACUUGUUUAGUCCUCGAAAGCCCUGGCUAAUGCUGCUUGGUUGCUUGCUGGAAUUC